Molecule: messenger RNA, 1921 nt
Organism: Rosa chinensis
Lineage: Eukaryota; Viridiplantae; Streptophyta; Magnoliopsida; Rosales; Rosaceae
Product: maltose excess protein 1, chloroplastic
Exons: 9
Coding region: 358-1578 (406 amino acids)
Cellular component (GO): chloroplast envelope
Molecular function (GO): maltose transmembrane transporter activity
Source: RefSeq, a predicted model, not a curated record
UUGGCAAGGCCGGAAAUUUUGGAUCGGCGAGGGCUCAGGAGUUUGAGAUUGGAUCUAACAGGGUCCUCUCGUUCUUGGACUACUACAACCUACGUCACUUGAGAUUUACGGUUUGCAUUAAAAUAUAUCUGAGGCUGGCACAUCGGAAAGUGGAAAAAGGAAGCGAAAAGUCCCAUUUCAAGAAAAGAAAGAAGCCAAAAAAAAAAGAGAGGAAAAUAUCAAGGGCCAGAGAAGAGAAGAGAUGCUUUCCACGUGUCGUCUAGAUAUACGCAUAUCUGACAAACCGCCCAAUCUCCACUCAACUGUAACUAGUUGAUCUCAGUUUCUUACUCCCGAGUUUCUCUGAUAUCAAAAUCAAUGGCCAAGUGCUUAGUGGUGCCCCAUUCCUAUUCCUAUUGCUACUAUCGCUAUGGGAGGAACUCUAGCAGCAACAGGAACAGGAAGGCACCUCCGCAACAACUUCAGCUCAAUUCCUUGGCCGCCGGCACUCUCUUCUCCGUCGCCACCUCUUCAAACUCUUACACUCCCCUCAAUUUGCAACGCCGCCGAAUUCUCAGCGCUCUCGAGUCCGAUGUUCCUCACCCUCUUCACCAGGGAUCGGCGAAAUUGAAGAGUAGUGAGAGUUUUGAGCAAUGGGAUUCAUGGACAGCAAAGUUCUCUGGCGCAUCCAAUAUUCCAUUUCUGCUGCUGCAAAUGCCUCAGAUCAUCCUGAAUGCUCAAAAUCUUAUGGCUGGAAAUAAAGCUGCUCUUUUGGCAGUCCCUUGGCUGGGAAUGUUUACUGGUUUGAUUGGAAACCUUUCGCUGCUUUCAUAUUUUGCAAAGAAGAGGGAGAAAGAGGCGAUUGUGGUGCAAACAUUGGGUGUAGUUUCCUUGUAUACUGUAUUUGCACAGCUCUCCUUGGCAGAAGCAAUGCCACUACCAUACUUUGUGAUUACCUCCAUCGUCGUGGCAACCGGUCUUAUUUUGAAUUUUUUGAAUUACUUUAAUUUCCUCAAUCCUGGACUCUGGCUCUUCUGGGAAGAUUUUAUUACUGUUGGUGGGCUGUCAGUUCUUCCCCAAAUUAUGUGGUCUACAUUUGUUCCAUAUAUACCCAGCAGUAUCGUGCCCGGAGCAUUGGCUUUUGUUGUAGCUGUGGCAGCUGUAAUUAUGGCUCGAAUGGGGAAACUCUCUUCAGAAGGAACCAAAUUUGUUAGAUCAAUAUCUGGAUGGACAGCUACACUCCUCUUCAUGUGGAUGCCUGUUUCCCAAAUGUGGACAAAUUUCCUGAAUCCUGACAACAUCAAAGGCUUAUCAGCUGUCUCAAUGUUGCUUGCAAUGAUUGGAAAUGGACUUAUGAUCCCUCGUGCUCUUUUUAUUCGUGAUUUUAUGUGGUUCACAGGUUCUUCAUGGGCUUCUUUCUUUUAUGGAUAUGGGAAUAUUGUGGCCUUAUAUUGGUUUAACAGUAUCAGCAAGGAGUUCUUCUUAGCAGCGACAGCUGGUUUGUUUUUAUGGAUAGGAAUGGCUCUUUGGAGAGAUGCUGUGGUGUAUGGUUACAGCUCCCCUCUCACAUCUUUAAAAGAGCUGGUUUCUGGAUCCUAACUCAAAAGAUCUUUAAGCAAUCCGUAUCAUAAUGUCGAGGAUGAAACAUAACAGCUCUUAUUCCAAUGAGAAGCCGGCAUUUGAUUCUUGUUUGCGGCCAUUGCAGAUCCCAACAGUUCUUGUAAGGACAGCUGCUAGGGAUUUGCUUUCUGGCAGUCAACAUGAAAAUGCACGCAGUAGAAUAUUUUGUUAUAGACUACUUAAAUUCCAAUUCCUGAAAUGUACGGAGUAACUCACACUCCACGCCCUGUUACAGUGACCCGCUCGGUGAUGUCAGAACUUCUGUACCUAUGCAUAUAUUGUUUGUUUUGGUAGGCAUGAAAUAAUGAAAUGGGGUAAGAGC